AUGAUCCAAAGAGACUUGUAUACGCCUGAGCAACCACAACUGCAGCAACAGCAACAAGCACAGAGAAUUACCACAACUAAUUCUACGGCUGAUAAACCAAAGGGACUUCUAGGCAAUGAAUUAAUUACUGUAGCACCACCAUUAUCACCACCAUUGUCGCCCUAUCAACGCAGUGUACCUUUAAAUACCGCUGGACCUGCACCAGCCCCUCCUUCGGUGCUCUUAUCAAAUACAAAAUCAUAUUUACCUACUAAAAAUGAAUUCAAAUUGGAAAAUUUUAAGGAUUAUAAAUUAACAAUUGCCAUACCAAAAUAUACCAACAGUCAUUAUAAGUCGGAUCAAUUGUCAUUUAUUGACAAAUACUCUCUGAUAAUUAACGAAGAGCGCAACAAGAUCAGCCUCCCAUUGAGGAGAUACAAUAGGAAAAGAUUCAAUUAUGAAUCGGAUAAUGACAACUCAGUUAUUUCCGGUGGUGGUGACGAUGCAUCAUCAUCAUCGAGAGUUCGUACCAGACGUAUUAUUAAAACCAAAGAAUACGAUUUAAAUACCGAUGAUGAACUCUCAACUCCAUCUCCAUCUUUCUCACCUAAAAAGAAGAGAAGACCAAAUACAUCUGCAUCACCUUCAAUUGCAUUACAACAACAAAUGCUAAUUGAUGAAUCUAUACCUGAUUAUUCGCCAGAUCCAAAUGAAACAUUACCACCUAAUAAUACUAAAUGUUUGAAAAUUGAAUGGAAGGGACAACCAAUGGAUUUAUCACAAGAUCCUAAUUUAUCGAAAUUACAUCCCGCAGAAGUUGUAUUGGCAAGCAUUUUGAGGUUACCAGUUGCAGUAUAUUUGGAUUCAAAGAGACGAUUAUUUUUUGAAAAGGUUGCUAGAUUAAGGAUUGGAAAACAAUUCAGAAGAACUGAUGCACAAAAAGCUUGUAGAAUUGAUGUGAAUAAAGCUUCAAGAUUGUUUGCUGCAUUUGAAAAAGUAGGAUGGUUGAAGGAUGAUUUAUUUGAAAAGCAUUUAUAA
Messenger RNA from Hemisphaericaspora subhashii, 1017 nucleotides. RefSeq lists its product as uncharacterized. The coding region runs from base 1 to 1017 and encodes 338 amino acids. Gene Ontology annotation, biological process: regulation of transcription by RNA polymerase II; chromatin remodeling. Lineage: Eukaryota; Fungi; Ascomycota; Pichiomycetes; Serinales; Debaryomycetaceae. Gene Ontology annotation, cellular component: SAGA-type complex; nucleus. Gene Ontology annotation, molecular function: transcription coactivator activity; protein binding; chromatin binding. The record is from RefSeq and is a predicted model, not a curated record. The transcript has a single exon.